AUGGCGAACUGCGAGGACGGCGAUGACUUACAGGCUUUGGUUGAAUGUAUGCAUUUUGCUGCGAUAAAGCAUACAGACCAAAGACGAAAAGACCCCAUGAAGACGCCAUAUAUAAACCACCCCAUAGGUGUUGCUAGAAUUUUAUCAAAAGAAGCUGGUAUCAAGAAUUUGCAUAUAUUACAGGCGGCCUUAUUGCACGACACUGUCGAAGACACAGACACUUCUUUUGAUGAGAUUGAAAAGCAGUUUGGUGCUGAAGUCCGACAUAUUGUCGCUGAAGUCACAGAUGAUAAAUCAUUACCCAAAAUGGAACGAAAGCGAAAACAGAUCGAACAUGCACCGCACAUCAGUCGGGAAGCGAAACUUGUGAAACUCGCAGAUAAGCUGUACAAUUUACGUGAUUUGAAGCGAGUGGCUCCGGAGUCAUGGACACCAGAACGAGUUCAAGAUUAUUUUCACUGGGCUGCAAAAGUUGUCGCUGGAUUACGAGGAACAAAUAAAACGAUGGAAGAUUCCCUUGAUAAGAUAUUCAAGGAAAAGGGUGUGCUUGUAGAAGCAGAGAAUUAACAUUUUUUGUAAGAUUGUCCCUGAUUGGCUCAUCAACUAUUCAAGAACUGACACACCAAUCACAGAACGUGUUGUGUACUGUGUUAGUUAAAAAUUACUUAUAAAAUUGUCCCUGAUUGGCUAACUAAUCCAACUAAUUGGCCCAACCUAUUUUAUAGGGCCAAUCAGGGAAGCACUUUAGUUUUUACUGGAUUUGUAAAUGUUCUUGUUCUCUACUUAAAUAAAUCAUGAGCUGUAAUUUUAACUGAAAUAAAAAGAAAUUCAGAGAAAAAAAA
Messenger RNA from Saccoglossus kowalevskii, 842 nucleotides. Its product is annotated as guanosine-3',5'-bis(diphosphate) 3'-pyrophosphohydrolase MESH1-like. Gene Ontology annotation, molecular function: guanosine-3',5'-bis(diphosphate) 3'-diphosphatase activity. Lineage: Eukaryota; Metazoa; Hemichordata; Enteropneusta; Harrimaniidae. The record is from RefSeq and is a predicted model, not a curated record.